GCCCCUUUUGAUUUCGGUUGCAGUCGGAAGAAAUGACGUCCUUCCAACGGUCAUGCCCACACCUGGCUUGUUUAAUGUUACCCGGACUUGAGCAGCCUACGACCCUUCUUCCUUCUCCGUUCCGACUUCCGACCACAGGCUUCGCCAUCAUCCUUCCCGUGCAACGGCAGCUCACCGGAAGACCAAUCGCGCAGAAGCUGCUCCGGCCGGUGAUCCAUGUUCAAAAGCAAAACGCAUUGUUUUCAAUUCUGAGCCCGUCACAUCACGCAGAUCACAGCCGUAGCACGACAGCAGCUCGCAACAAACGCAAGGCCACAUCUCUCUCGAUCUUGACCAAAAGGAACUCACCAAACCACACGCGGAGACAAAACUGCGACGUCCCGGCUCGAACGGAGUGCUCUCUGCUCCCGCGUACCUGCCGGCCGGCUGACCACGCUGCCCGUGGCCGACUUGGUAGCAACGCCUUAAAGCGUACGCGACAGCUGCACGUUCUCUGCUCAGCCCGCCAAGCUUCCUCUGCUUCUGAAUUUCUGAUGACUUCGGCAAUGGGCGCUCCGCUUGUAUCGCGAGUUGCCGCCGUCGUGGCGGUCAUGGUAUUCGCGGCGGUCUCGCCGGCGUCGGCCUUCCCGACCGAUUUGCCGCCAGGGGUGCCACCGUUCCCGAACCCGUGGGCGGCGUUGCAGAACCUCUCCGGUUGCCACAUGGGCGAGGAGCGGCAGGGCCUGGCGGGUCUCAAGGACUACCUCAGCCACUUCGGCUACCUCCCGCCGCCGCCGCCAUCGUCCCCGUUCAGCGACGCGUUCGACCAGGACCUGGAGGCGGCCAUCGCGACGUACCAGCGCAACUUCGGGCUCAACGCCACCGGCGCGCUGGACACGCCCACCGUCGCGCAGAUGGUCUCCCCUCGCUGCGGCGUGGCCGACGUGAUCAACGGGACGUCCACCAUGGCGAGGAGCUCGUCGGCGGACCCCCACGGCAGGCACCUGUACGCCUACUUCCCCGGCGCGCCGACGUGGCCGCCGUUCCGGCGGGACCUCAAGUACGCGAUCACCGCGACCUCGGCGACGUCCAUCGACCGGUCCACGCUGAGCGACGUGUUCGCGCGCGCCUUCUCCCGGUGGGCCGCGGCCACGAACCUGCGGUUCACGGAGACCGCGUCGGAGUCCGACGCCGACAUCACGAUCGGGUUCCACGCGGGCUCGCACGGCGACGGCGAGCCGUUCGACGGGCCCCUGGGCACGCUCGCGCACGCCUUCUCCCCCACGGACGGGCGGUUCCACCUGGACGCCGCGGAGGCGUGGGUGGCCGGCAGCGACGUGUCGCGCGCGUCCUCCCCCGGGGCGGUGGACCUGGAGUCCGUGGCGGUGCACGAGAUCGGCCACCUCCUGGGGCUCGGCCACUCGUCGGUGCCGGAUGCCAUCAUGUACCCGACGAUCCGGACGGGAACAAGGAAGGUGGAGCUGGAGGCGGACGACGUGCAGGGGAUACAGAGCCUGUACGGGAGCAACCCCAACUUCAAGGGCGUCACGCCGACGUCGCCGGCGACGAGCAGCCGCGAGAUGGACGGCGGCGCCGGCGCGGGGCUCCGCCCGGACAGCGUUUUCGUUGGAGUAGUUGCGGCAGUUGGCCUGCUCCUAGCGCCGUAGACCUCUGGUCCUCGUCAGUUUUGCAGCCGGGCCGCCACGUCCUCCGUUUGCGUCGAUUAGUUGAUUCUUGGAUAGAUUCUUGUGUACAUAACUACGAUUAUUACAGAAUGAUAGCAUUCCACAGAGAUUAUAUGUUUCUUUA
This is a messenger RNA of Panicum hallii, 1788 nucleotides long. RefSeq names its product metalloendoproteinase 2-MMP-like. Gene Ontology annotation, cellular component: extracellular matrix. Lineage: Eukaryota; Viridiplantae; Streptophyta; Magnoliopsida; Poales; Poaceae. The record is from RefSeq and is a predicted model, not a curated record. Gene Ontology annotation, molecular function: zinc ion binding; metalloendopeptidase activity. Gene Ontology annotation, biological process: proteolysis; collagen catabolic process; extracellular matrix organization. The transcript has a single exon. Bases 33 to 1646 code for a protein of 537 amino acids.